AUGGAAUUCUGUUACUUCGCAGAACCGAGCCAACUUCCUGAGAGUGAAACUUGGGUAGCAAAUGUGGACGUAUCCUCCACCUGGAAGAGAGGUGGAGCUAAGAAUGUGUUGACUAACCUGAAAGCAGAAAGCUUGGAAUUUUCAAUCUGGUUGGCUUUCACAACGACCAACAAUGAAGCGGAGUAUGAAGUGGUCAUAGCUGGAUUGAGUUUGGCCCAGGACAUGGGAGCUAAGAAUCUGGAGGUAAGGAGUGACUCCCAAGUGGUAGUCGGGCACAUACAAGGAGAGUACAGAGCCCGGGGGGGUAAAGAUGAAGAAGCAUCUAGCGAAGAAAAUAGCCGAGCCAAUUUCUUAGCAAGACUCGGAUCCUCGACAGAUGAAGAGGCUGAGGCCUUGGAGCAAAAGUACUCGGAAGAAGGAAAGCUCUUGGAUGAUAAGAAGAAGGCACAGCAGAUCCGAAUGAGAUCUGCUCGCUACACAAGGGUUGGUAGCACUCUCUACAAGCGGGGAUACACAUUGCCCCUCUUAAAGUGUAUUACCAAGGCAGAAUCAGAAUACGUGAUACGGGAGAUUCAUGAAGGAGUAUGCGACAGCCAUGAAGGGAGUCGAAUGUUAGCACACAAAGCUAUCAGAGCCGGGUAUUACUGGCCCGGGAUGAACCAAGAUUCUAGUGACAUUGUGAAGAAUUAUGACAAGUGUCAGAGGUUUGCUAAGGUCACAAAGAAUCCCCCAGAGGAACUGAGUCCAAUCUCAGCACCAUGGUCAUUCGCACAGUGGGGGAGUCAACCUAGUAGGUCCAUUACCCCCGAAAAAAGAAGGUUGCAAAUUCAUAGUAGUUGCUGUAGACUACUUCACCAAAUGAGCAUAAGUGGAGGUACUGGUAGCCAUCACAACCGAAAACAUCUAGAGUUUCUUGUGGAAGUCGAUAGUGUGCAGGCAAACGGGCUUGUAGAAGCAACCAACAAGACUUUAAUGAAGACUCUGAAGAAGAAGCUAGAAGAUAGGCAGGGAGUUUGGGUAGGGUUUCUCCCAGAGGUAUUGUGGUCUUACAUAACAACCACCAAAACGACUACCUGGGAAACCCCAUUUGCCUUAACAUUCGGAACUGAAGCUAUGGUACCUGUGGAGCUAGGGUCUCUCAGCUACCAAGUAGAACACUAUAAUUCGGGACUGAAUGAAGAAAGAAUGAGGUUGCACCUAGACUUGUUGCAUGAGAAGCAGGAUGGAGCUUAG
Corylus avellana is the source of this 1233-nucleotide messenger RNA. Lineage: Eukaryota; Viridiplantae; Streptophyta; Magnoliopsida; Fagales; Betulaceae. The record is from RefSeq and is a predicted model, not a curated record.